Molecule: messenger RNA, 3454 nt
Organism: Penaeus indicus
Lineage: Eukaryota; Metazoa; Arthropoda; Malacostraca; Decapoda; Penaeidae
Exons: 19
Coding region: 135-2936 (933 amino acids)
Source: RefSeq, a predicted model, not a curated record
UUUCCAUUACUUCAUCAUAAACGUACAAACACACGCACGUGUCUAGGUGAUAAAACCACGCAUGAGCUGAGAAAGUUAAUCACAUUUGAACGUCCUGACGAGGAGAAAAGGUCUAGAGGUCCACCGCCGGAAAAAUGGCAGCCACGGUACAAGAAGAAAAGUUGCGGCAGAAGAUGAAGAGCUACUGGCAGGUGUACAGCCCUUCCCUCGAGUCCAUGAUGCUCUCCAACGACGCCAAGUACUUGGCUGAAAAUGAACAGAACGAAGUCAUGUCUUACCUGCCUCCUUAUCAGGGGAAAAGAGUCCUUGAACUUGGAGCGGGUAUUGGGCGUUUCACGGCACGCCUGGCAACAGUGGCGGGUCACGUAACAGCUGUGGAUUUCAUGCAAGAAUACAUCGAUAAAAAUGAGCACGAUAACAAGCACAUGGGGAACAUCAACUUCAUGUGUGCUGAUGUCACAAAACUGGACUUUCCUGCCGGCAGCUUUGAUUUAGUGUUCAGCAAUUGGCUGUUCAUGUACCUCGGCGACAAGGAGACGCAGGAUGUGUUCGAACGCUGCAUGAAGUGGCUUUCUCCAGGUGGACACUUCUUCGUGAGAGAGUCAUGCUACCAUCAGUCAGGAAAUGUGAAAAGGAACGAGAACCCGACGUUGUACCGCACGCCCUUGGAGUACUGCCACAUGCUGCACUCUGUCACGGCCGGAGGCAAGGCUUUGUUCAAGAUCCUCCGCGGCAAAAGCAUCCUCACCUACAUCCAUUAUCAUGGCAACCCAAACCAACUGUGUUUCCUGGCGCGACGCGUGGACGGCGAGGAGUCAGACCAGCUGGCUCAGUUCCUGCAGAGGGAGUACUCUGUGGUGAACAUCCUGGGCAGAGAGAGGGCACAUGGGUACAUGUGGUGGUCGACAGGUGGAGAGACGACAAACAGGGACUUCUGCACCCGCCUGAACCUGCGCCCCGGCAUGCGGGUGCUGGACGUGGGCUGCGGCACCGGAGGGUCGGCCUUCUACAUGGCGCGCCACUACGGGGUUCACGUGCACGGCGUCGACCUCUCUACCAACAUGAUCCACAUCGCCAUCGAGCGCCAGGGGAAGCUGGAAGAACCUCUGAAGAAAAGGCUUCAGUUCGAAAUCAGCGACAUCCUCACCGUGGACUACGAGCAGGAAUCGUAUGACGUCAUCUACAGCCGUGACAGCAUCUUCCAUAUCCCGGAGAAGCAAAAACUCUUUCAGCACAUUUACCGCUGGCUGCGUCCCGGCGGCGUCCUCUUCCUCACCGACUUCUGCAGUGGUCCUGCAACUCCCUCCAAGGAAUUCCUUGCAUAUGUUGAUGGAGCCAAACGGUACUCUCUCGCCGGGAAGGACUUCUACGUGAAAGAGUUGGAAUCUGCAGGAUUCACAGACGUGGCUUCCGAGGACCUCAAUGAGGACUUCAUGAAGACAAGUAAAGCGGAGCUGAAGGCCUUCACAAGCGCACGCGAAGCCUUCAUUAGAGACUUCUCGGAGGAGGACUUCGCGGAGAUCUCGUCCACCCUCGCUAAUAAGGUAACCGACGACGGGAGACUCCUUCUCCUUCACCACGCCGCCCACAUACUUCACAGGACCGAGCCCAGGCGCCUCAACCUGCCGCCUUGUUGCCAGGGCCGCCCGGAACCGGCGCUGAAGCCAUGGGAGCUGGCGACGGGCGUGGCAGGCAGGCCUGACGGGGCGGGGUCGGAGGCCAGGCGCCGGUGGCGUGAUGGAAACCUUUUUGCACGUGUCAUCCAACUCCGACGCCAGCUUGGCCGGUCGCAUGGCAACAACAAACGUUUCCAGUUCAACCUGCAUCUGACUUGCGGUAUGCACAAUAUAGGAAGCAGCCUUGUUCAACAUAUUAUUGCUCCAAAUACUAAAUUUACGUUUACCACAACACGGAGAGUCCUAAAAAGAAGAAAAAUGUACAGUCUUACGCACUCUCCUCUCAAGCAUAUACUGCGCAGCCAUAAUGUUGCUAAUGUAACUUUUGUUGCUAUGGCUACACACCGAUGCCAGGUGCCAGAGGUACGACGAGGCCGCAUUGUAAUGGGUCUGAAGCGACGCGGCGGCCGGACUCCUCCGUCGCCCACCGACCGGCCAGGUAGAGCACAAGCCCUGGGCAGCAUGAGCAACAAGGCCCCAGCCAGCCAGGAAUUUCUGGACACCAACCAGUACUCGCGCAAGUCCAUCCUCCGUUAUGAACGGAUCUUCGGGCACACGUGGGUGUCCACGGGCGGCGAGACCACCACCAAGGACUUCCUGAUAAGGAUGAACCUGCGCCCCGGCAUGCGGGUGCUGGACGUGGGCUGCGGCACCGGAGGGUCGGCCUUCUACAUGGCGCGCCACUACGGGGUUCACGUGCACGGCGUCGACCUCUCUACCAACAUGAUUGACAUCGCCAUAGACAGACUAAACCGCGAAGAAAAAUAUAUGCAGUCCAUGAUUAAAUUCGAGGUUGGUGACAUUACAAAGGUUCAGUACGACAACGCCAGCUAUGACAUCAUUUACAGCCGUGACACAAUCCUCCACAUCCCGAACAAGGAAGAGCUCUACCGCACUCUCCUGGCGUGGCUGAAACCUGGCGGAAAACUCAUCGUCACCGACUACUGCAGGGGAGACCAGGAGCACUCACAGGAGUUCCUUGAUUACGUCAAACGCAGAGGAUACGACCUGCGAACGGUGAAGGCGUACGGGAAGGUCCUAGAGGAGGCUGGAUUCAAGGACGUCCAGGCGGUGGAUAUGACGCAGACCUUCAUCUCCGUGCUGCAGAAUGAACUCAAGUACUUCGAACCAACACGCGAUGCCUUCGUACAGGAUUACAGCGAGAAGGACUACAAGGAAAUCGUGGAUGGAUGGAGACAGAAGUUGGUACGGUGCAAUGCAGGCGACCAGGCCUGGGGCAUGUUCCUGGCCACCCGGUAGAAGUGCCGCGACCGCCUCCGAGCGAUUCCGUCUGACUCUUGGCCUCGACGGGCUCUGACGGCAGCCUUUUAGGAACACCUUUAUCCUAUUCUUCUUUAUUGCAUCAUCCUCGACAAAUCAUCUUUAGCUAAAUCAUUAUUUUGACAAUUGUCAAAAUAUUUUUUAUUAUAAAGUCUCCAGUCAUUUUCUUGGCAUAAAUGCAAAGAAUGAUAUGUCAUUAAUACUGUAUAGUAAAAUAGCUGCAAUCUGUUGCCGUAAUUUAUGUAUUCUAAUAUUCAAUAUAUGUUCAUGGUGCUGAAAAUCAUGCCAAGAUGAAGAUUGAGAAAUUAAUUUUCAUUCUGAUUCAAAUCUUAUGAGAACAAUGGUAAAAUAGAUGCAAUGAAUUUGCAAAUAAAGCAUUUCUAAUAUUUGUCAAAUAUUUUAAUCUAAAUCUUGGCACUUUUAUGGUUAGAAUUAACGUUGAAAAGUACUAGCAUUUAAGAAUUCUUUUGUACACAGUCAUAAACGUUAAGACCAGU